This is a messenger RNA of Vanessa atalanta (red admiral), 3170 nucleotides long. RefSeq names its product protein ROP (gene Rop). The record is from RefSeq and is a predicted model, not a curated record. Gene Ontology annotation, cellular component: secretory granule; plasma membrane. Bases 45 to 1823 code for a protein of 592 amino acids. The transcript is spliced from 15 exons. NCBI's taxonomy places the organism in Eukaryota, Metazoa, Arthropoda, Insecta, Lepidoptera, Nymphalidae. Gene Ontology annotation, molecular function: syntaxin binding. Gene Ontology annotation, biological process: intracellular protein transport; neurotransmitter secretion; vesicle-mediated transport.
UAUUCCCAACAAUUUCGACCAAUUUAGUUAGUCUAUGGAACAAGAUGGCACUAAAAGCACUUGUCGGACAAAAGAUUAUGAACGAGGUGAUCCGCUAUCGCGGUCCCAAAGGCAAGGAAUCACAGCGCAUAGAAUGGCGUAUUCUCAUCGUGGAUCAGCUGUCUAUGCGCAUGGUGUCUGCAUGUUGCAAAAUGCAUGACAUCUCAGCGGAAGGCAUUACCUUGGUAGAAGACAUUCACAAGAAACGCGAGCCGCUUUACACCAUGGAUGGCAUUUACCUGAUAACACCCUGUGAGAAAUCUGUUCAUGCAUUGAUCAACGAUUUCUCAGUUGGUAACCGUAUAAUGUACAAAGCUGCUCACGUCUUCUUCACUGAAGUGUGCCCAGAGGAAUUGUUCAAUGAACUCUGCAAAUCAUCAGCUGCUAGAAAAAUCAAAACUUUAAAGGAAAUCAACAUUGCUUUCUUGCCUUAUGAGAGUCAGGUGUUUUCGUUGGACUCACCGGACACAUUCCAGUGCAUGUACAACCCGGCGCUCACGCAGACGCGCAACGCCAACAUGGAGCGCAUCGCCGAACAGAUCGCCACUCUCUGUGCUACUCUUGGAGAGUACCCGUCGGUUCGUUACCGCAGUAACAUUUAUUACAGCGACUGGGAGCGUAAUGUAGAACUAGCGCAACUUAUUCAGCAAAAACUCGACGCAUACAAGGCAGACGAGCCGACCAUGGGCGAAGGUCCUGAGAAGGCGCGCUCGCAGCUGCUGGUGCUGGACCGCGGCUUCGACUGUGUUUCGCCGUUACUGCACGAACUCACGCUCCAGGCUAUGGCCUAUGACCUACUCCCCAUUGAGAAUGACGUCUAUAGAUAUGAUGCAUCACAGGGGCACAUGAAGGAGGUACUUUUAGAUGAAAAUGAUGAACUUUGGGUGGAACUGCGACACCAGCACAUUGCGGUCGUAUCAACGUCUGUCACCAAGAAUCUCAAGAAGUUCACUGAUUCCAAACGUAUGGGUGGAGGUGACAAGCAGUCGAUGCGCGACCUGUCACAAAUGAUCAAGAAGAUGCCGCAAUAUCAGAAAGAGUUGUCUAAGUACGCGACCCACCUGCGUCUUGCUGAGGACUGCAUGAAGUCUUACCAAGGCUACGUCGACAAACUGUGCAAAGUUGAACAGGAUCUCGCAAUGGGUACCGACGCUGAGGGAGAAAAAAUUAAGGACCAUAUGAGAAGCAUUGUACCAGUUCUACUCGAUCAGACGAUCAAAAACUACGACAAGAUGCGCAUUAUCGCUCUGUAUAUAAUGUCGAAGAAUGGCAUUUCUGAGGAGAACCUCAACAAGCUGGUGACGCACGCGCAGCUCGAGCCGUCCGACAAACAGGCGCUGCUCAACCUCGCCAACCUCGGCCUCAACGUCGUCGUCGAUGGUAAUAGAAAGAAGCAAUAUCAAGUACCACGAAAGGAGAGGAUCACUGAACAGACAUAUCAGAUGUCUCGUUGGACACCAGUGAUCAAGGACAUCAUUGAAGAUUCGAUUGAAGAUAAAUUGGACCAACGCCAUUUUCCAUUCCUCGCAGGACGCGCUCAGACUUCUGGAUACCAAGCUCCAACGAGUGUGCGUUAUGGCCAUUGGCAUAAAGAUAAGGCGCAACAGACUAUUAAAAAUGUACCGCGUCUGAUCGUCUUUGUAGUUGGAGGCGUUUGCUUCUCCGAGAUACGCUGCGCCUACGAGGUGACGGCGGCUCUCAAGAACUGGGAGGUGAUCAUGGGCUCGUCCCACAUCCUCACACCGGACAACUUCCUCUCGGAUCUCAGCUCUCUUACCGCUUAAACAGCAACAUCGAGGGAUACCUUUUAGGUUUAGCCGUUUCUUUAUGGUAUUAUAGAACUACCGAUGGGCAAAAAUGUAAUUGAUAAAAAAGCUAGAUUGAAUCUUAGUUUUACUAGCAAUCCUUGUGGAUAGCGAUGUUUAUCAACUAAUAUUUGUACAUGGCAAUUAUUACCAUAGGCUAGCGAAGUGCUUCUAAUACAUUCAAUUAGGCAGUACCUAACGUAGUAAUGUAUACAUGCGUAAACAGAAAAUUAUAUGAUAACAACAUUUGAAAGAUAUAAAAUUUGCUUUAAGCAUUUUUUAACUUACAACCUUGUCGAUAACAACUGUGUCGAAAACGAAAUUAAAACAUUACUGCUUCGAUAAAUAUUUAAUUAUUUGUUUUAAUGUAAUUGUGAUAUUGUUUGCGAUGAAUUGUAAUAACAAUUCUAUGUUAUGUUUGUAGAUUUAGGUUAAUAUUUUGAUCAAAAUAUUUAUAUUGUUGAUGUUUUACAAGUUUUAAUAUUAUUUUGUAAAGUCUCAUAAUAGACGUUGACAUGAAUUUACUUGUAACAGAUCCUUAUUCAUAAUUAAUAUGUUAAAGGACAUAAGUAUUUUUUUAUAAUUUUAAUAGUUACUAUUUGUAGUAAAGAACUCUAGUUCGAUAAAUAAUUACGGCCUCCUGUAAUAAGUCUUAAAGUUUGUAAACAGACGAAGUAAAUAUUAGUUAUGAAAUUUUUGGAAUUAAAUUUUAGGAUCGAGGAGGAAUGGCUUAUUUGAAUGUUAAUCCACUACAUUGUAGAGACAACAUUAAACACUCACGUGAAAUAGAUCAAAGUAUCUUAAAGUUUACAUAGAAUGAAUAAUUUUAAAAAAACUUAAUAAAUGUUCAUAAGAUUGUCCCUUUAAAACCGAUAAUAAUAUUCACAUAUUACAUAUAAGUAAUAUGUUAUAGCAAUUCGUGUUUUAGUUAUCUCUACAUUCCAAUAAUAGUAAUUUUAUGUGCUCGUAUCAAUAUAUAGAUAUCGUGACUUUCAUCAUUUUAAUUAAUACUUAAUAACUCAUGAGACAUUAGGUAGUUGUUAGUUAUAUAGAAAAAAAUUAUUUAUAUUAAUUUAGUGUCAAAAACAAAAAUAACAAUAUUGGUUCUUAAAUUGUUAAUAUAUAUAAAACAAUACAUUUACAUAUCGUAUGAUAUGGAUUAUUAGAAUAUUAACUAUAACAAUUUUUACAUUUAAUUCCUAAUAAUUAAUAGUCAACGCCCAAGUUUGUGCAAUUAUGUAGAAUAUACGCAUUUCCUUUUACCUGUGUAAACCAACUUAACUAUCAGUAUUCAAGUGUUACAUAUUAAUAAAAUAUUUAAUCAUC